AUGGGAGACGAAGACGAGACGACCGGCUGCUGCAGUCGGACGAAUCGACGGACGUUAUUUCGCCGCACCACGGCGCGGUGUCGUUCGACGACCGGCGUCGCGCAGCAGCGGCUACCGCGGUGGCCAUGGCUGCGGCCGCCACGAUGAUGCGACAGAGAUCCGCGGUCGUGGCCGCGGCCGCAGCGGCCCAACAACAGCAACAGCAUCAACAGCAGCUCCAACAGCAACAGCAGCAGCAGCAGCAGCAGCAGCAGCAACAACAACAACAGCAGCAGCAGCAGUUCCAACAGCAGCAGCAACAACAACAACAGUUACAACAGCAGCUCCAACAGCAGCAACAUUGCAGGACAAUGGUGGCCGCGGCCGCGGCCGCCGCCGCAGCCGGUUACGAAUAUUACUCGUCACCGCCUCCACCCCAGACGAGUUCUGGCUAUUACGGCGGCGGCGGUGCCGGUGACGAUGACGGCGAUGACGGCGGUGGCGGUGGCGGCGUCUGCGAUGACAACGAUGCCGGCGACGGCGACGGGAUGGCGUUGGACGUUUCUGGCGGCGGCGGCGGCGUUCACGACCCGUCAGCGGACAACGACGACGACUGUUACGGCGGACCUCCGUCGGCCGGCGGCGGCGGUAACAAACGCAAACAGCGUCGGUACCGGACCACGUUCACCAGUUACCAGCUGGACGAGCUGGAAAAGGCGUUCGGUCGGACCCACUAUCCGGACGUGUUUACCAGGUGAGUUUUCGUCCAUCGCGGUUUAUUAAUUUUUUUUUUUGUUUUUCGUUUUAUAACAACGGUUAUAAAUUAAAUAACUUUAUGUAUCGCACCUACCGGACUUCCGGCCUACAAUAGCUCCCGCAUAAGCCCUUAAGUCAUAAGCUCUUCGCUUUAUUUGUCAUUUCGGCUUUACACCACUCCCGUGAACAUUUUUUACUUAUUAUUAUUCACCCCUGAAUGUAAACGUGUCAAAUUAUAUAUUUUUAAUCUCAGUACGCAUAUAUUUCAUACGUACUUCGUUCAUUUAAACUCGAUGUUUUAAUCAAUGACGAACGAUUGAACGCGGCGUGAAAAGCAAAACAAUUGUGUUUUACACAAAUAAUGAAAUUUCGAUCGUAGUCAUAUUAACCAUUCGUGUUUGUCUGUUUCAGGGAGGAACUGGCGUCGAAAAUCGGACUGACCGAAGCAAGAAUACAGGUAAACACAAAAUCGAUUUUAUAAAACACAAGAAAUGUUUGUAUGUCCGUUAUAUAUGUAUAGACCCAGAAUCUACUGGACCGAUUGGGAUGCGGUUUUCACCGAUAAUAUAAUCCGAAAUUCUCGGGAAAGGUUUAUAGCAGAUUUUAAUUUCGAAAUUACACCCCUAAAGGGGGGAUUAUUGGUAUUUCAAAUACGAAAAUCUAAUUAUGUAUGUUGAUUAAUUGGUUACCUUGACGAUACGGAUAAAACUGAAUAAAUAAAAAAGCCGAAAUAGCCGACAAUUGCGAUACAAAUUUACUUGCAAAGUGGAUGGAAUGUAUUACAAAUUUAAAAUGGCUAUUAAUAAAAAAGCUAACAAAUAAACAAAAUGUAUUUCUUUUGUUUGCGUAGUAGAACACGCCGGGUAUUCGUUAUAUUUUAAUUUUGCUCAAAACAACCCAAAUAACUGUAUUAAAAAUAUAUGUAGCUUAGUGCUGACUUUUAAUGGAGUUUCAAAAAGGGGGAAUCCACAAGCAACGCCGUGCAGGAUCAGCUAGCAUCGUAAUAUGUAAAUAAACACUUUUCUAAGUGUUUGUGACGCUGCACGUAGACCAAUGCAAUUCGGACGCAACGACCAACAAUCAAUGCAGUCAGGUCGGGCUGAAAGAAAUAUCGUUGUUCGUUUGUGAUUCAACGCUAUAUUAUCCCCCACGUAGUACCUUAAUUCCUCCCCAAGCAGGAAUUCCCACCCCCUUUGGGAAAAACUUUAUGCUUAUCAAUAAUUAGUAUGGUUUUUUUAGCCGCAAGGUAUUUUAAAUAAUAUUGAAGUUAUAGUUUGAAGGGCUCAGUGCAACACAACGAGGCGAGUUCAAAACGACUUUUUGAUAGUUUCGGGGGUAAUAAAUUCUGCGUGUCCGUCUGUACGAAAACAAUAACGACUCGUCAUUGAAAAAAAGACUUGGCCGGUUCAACAAAAUUCUGGGCAAAAUAAUAGACAAUUGCCAUCGUAAAAAUAGUUUUUUUUUUUUUUUUGUUCAGUUUUCCAAACGAUUUCGAAAAGCGGACUUGUCGCGGUCUUACAGUUGCACUGAGCCUUCCAAUUAAUCAACUCCAUUUACUUGGUACCGGUGUAGGGACGCGUGGGACGAAAUCGCUGUAACGUUAUAUUCUAUUUAUUUAACUAAAACCGGCGUCCGUCCUCGAUGAUUUUUUUUUCUCCGAUUCGAGUACGCGCAGACGUGCGCGCGUAUAUCGCGGGUACACCCAUAUCGUAUGAUAAUGUUUUAUUAUUGUUAUUAAAAAUAGAAAAGAGAGUGAGAGAGAGAGAGAGAGAGAGAAGAAUAGAAAAAAAAAAAACAUCGCACGACACACGCUGCGGACGCAUCGGCCGCGGGCCGUUCGUUGUUUUUUUUUUCGUGUUCCCAAUUAUAUCGCCGACUCGCGUCGUCGGUGUUUUAUUCGAUAAUUUAUUUACGUUUUUGUUCGCCGCGGUCUUUUAUUUGUUUUUAAUAAUUUUAAAUUAACAACGACCGCGCGCGGUGGCGUCGGGCAUCAGAGAGAUAUAUACCCGUUUAAAAAAAAAAAAAAAACACACCAGCGUAAUAUAAUAGCAUACGAUAUUAUUAUUAUACACUUAUCCGACGUCGCAACAACAAUAUAUGAUAAACGGACGGCGGCGGUAUUUAUGACUAUCAAAAAAAUAAAAAAAGCGGGUCGGACGGCUGCGGCGGCGGGGGGAGGUGACGUGUACCGCGAGGAGCUCUUCUGUCCCGUCGCGAUUGUUGCGUACCGGCGUAUAAUGUAUUUUUUAUGAUUAUUAUUAUUAUUAUUAUUAUUGUUAUUCAUAUUAAACGGACCGUCGUCGACGAAUAACAGUAAUAACAAUAAUGAUAAUACGAAAAUAAUACGCUAACGAGCCGGUGGUCGCCGCCCCCGGACAUUUGAGUGUUGUUUAUAACGACGAUAGGCGACCGGACCGGGCUCGAAUAAUACACGAGGUGUACGGUUUCAUACGAUAGGUACCGUACGCGCCGCACGCACGAUAAGGUCGGCGCGGUUACCGCGGUCAUUGUGUGUUUACCUGGGCGCGCACGGCGCUUGUCGGCCGGUAUCGCCGUGUACGGGUGUGCGUAUAUUGUUUUUUUUUUUUUUUUAUCGGGUAUAGGCAAAUAUGUUACGGGCGAAAGCCGAAGUCGGACGAUUCUCAGAAAUGCCCGGUAGAAACGCGAAGCGUCCACCGCGAUACUCGGGCGGAACGUCGUAUUACGGCUGUUGCCUGAUAAAAUCAAAAAAAAAAAAGUCCUCCUUAGAAUACCUCCGCAGUCGAAUUUCCUUUCAGGAAAAGUGCUACACUUGCGUAUCGUAGCAAUAGUUUUGGUAAACAAAUUGUUCAUAGAUUAAAAAAAAAAAAUGAUAAACUUCAUUGUAAAACCAUAGGCUUCUUCGGUCCACUCGGAAUCUAAAGCGUAGGGAGGUAAAGAGGUAAUUUUUCUCAGGAGUUUUCUCAACAAAUGUGAAAAACCGAAAAAAAAAAACGGAGAAAAAGCCCGAAAAACGGAAAAAUGUGCAAAAUAUAUUAGUAAAAUAUUAUGAUUUUUUUUUUUCUUGUGAACUACUUUUCUACCAGCAAUUUAGCUCCAAUUUAUAACGGUGGUCGCUACUAGGUUUGUCCGGGCAAAAGCCCAAAUAUGACGUUUUUCCAAAGUAUAUUAGCCGCCUAUGAGCCGUGUCCGUGUUGCGGGUAUCACGAACCCUAAAUGAUAACAUUUUGUAGAUUUUUCGCAUAUCGUUCGGUCCCGGGGAAGAAGGGCUCGGGUCAAUUUUCGGAAUUUUUUUUCUAUACGCGAGUGUCUAAUGCUAUUUUUUUCCAACGACUUAUUGUACUUAAGAAAAUUCUAUGUACAUAAUAUAUUAAAAUAUUUAAUGACACAAUAAUAUUAUAAAUUAUAAAUAUUUUCGUAAAACUACCGAUACUUUUAUUAUAUUAUUAAUAUGUACUAGAUUUUUUUUUUUACUUUUUUAAAAAUCAAUUAUGUUUUGAUAUUCUCGGGGGCCACGAAAAUUCAGGGGCUCGGGGCAAAUGCCCUCAAAUGCCUCCCUUAAAUCCGGCACUGUCGGUCAUAUUUCCAAAGAAAAAUAACUGAUUUCUCCGCGACACCUACCAUAAUACUCGUACAAUAUUAAUACAAGUUAUAUUUUUAUAAACGCGAUUUUCAGUUGUUUGCGUUUACAUUUACUCGCUGGCUCAAUUAUUAUUAUUCAAAAAUAAUAUUUUAUUGGUUUACUGCGAUGCCCGUGCACAGAAGAAGAACAAAUAUACUAAAAUGCGUCUCCCCGCGUCUCUCCGUUUCCAUCCCGUAUCCAUCACAAGCAACCGUCGUUUCCCGCCAUUAUUUGUUAUUAUUAUUAUUUUUUAUUUAGAACACAUUUAUGCCCGUGAAAACCUUAUCAGACUACACAGUAGUGCAGCCGUUUGUUUUUCGUUCACCGUCCGUGUCGCCGAAAUAACCAAAGUAAAUCGCCAAAAACGAAUUUGUCGUAUCCACCGGAAAUACCAAUAGUCCCGCGUCGGUUUCCGUUCGUGGGGGUCACUUAAUCGGGGAUAGGGGGCAGAGGCGCCGAACUAUUUUUCAGUGGGUGGUGCGAACAUAUGUUUUAACCACCCGCCCACUCUUACCCAUACACACCCUCAACAAUAUUAUUUCCAUUUGAAUCCAAGGUCGAAAUUUCCGCGAUACUUAAGCACAAUGCAUAGCACGUUUUUUUUAUAUAAAUAAAUCGUUUUAAGUUUUAUACAUUACACUGUUUUUGAAGUUAAUGUAAUUACUGAUAUUGUAUCUACUAUAGUCAUAGUCGUCUUAUUUAUUUCCACAGUAUAUUUAAUCUAUAUCUGUUUCUACGAAAACUAUUUACUUAUUGGCCAUCAGUGAUCAAAACACUAUCAUGUUCAUAUUAAGUUUUGAAUAUCGUAUCGAUAUAUAAUAUCGAUAUAUAAUAUCGAUAUCGUAUUUAACAAUCGACCCUUAUCCGGUACCCGUCGUAAAACUAAAUUUUUACCCGGCCCAUAUCCGGUAACUGAAAAACGCUGAUAAUCUAUACACAAAUAUGUAUAUGCAUACCUAUAAUAUUAAUAUAACGGGAAAAAUCUAAUUGGUACGUUUUAAAACAACAAGCAAUUUAAAAAAUUUAAAUUAAAUUUAUAAUUUCUCAAUCGGUAGUUGAUAAACGCAUAUAGUGCCUCGGUCCCCAUUUCGUAUUCACAUUUCUACUAAGCCAAUACUCAACACCCAGUUAGUAUGAACAUUUCUACUCGGCCUAUACUUAAUACCCGGUAAGUAUUAAUAAUUUUACUAGGCCAGUACACGGUACCCGGUUUAUAAAAAAUCGUCAACCCGGAACAUUUCUACCCACCCUGAAUUUUAGGCGGUGCAAAUGCACCUGCACCUUAAGUACGUAUUCGCCGAACACCGAUCGGGUGAUGGGAGGGGGGGGGUGAAGUAGCCUUAUACGAUGCGUUAUUCCCGCGGUGCACCUUUACAGAAAAUUCGCGUUCGAUCGAUUGGGGGGUGGUUUCGGCAUGCGCACGGACUUUCGCGUGUGAUUUAGGAUACAAACACUUUCACUGCAGAAUUAAUAUUUCCAGUGCACACUUCUCUGCCGGUAGAAACGUUUAUUUUUUUAAAUUUAUAUUUUGUUUUGUGUUACGAAUUCGAGAAUUGAUUUUUAAUAUUUCAGGAGAUGUUCGAUGUUUAAUUUAGCGAUUGGUACACCGGCCAAAUUAGUCGAUAACUCUAUAUCGCGGUGGAAAUGUGACUUUUGUUAUAUUUUUCGAUUGUCGAUUUUUGAAACUGUAGGACGCACACGCGCGUCCAUAGCACCGCGGUGUACUAUUACUGCCGGACGCGUAUAAUAUACGGGACCCGUUGUCGUCUGGCGACCGCGUAGACGACGGCGUACCGGGUGAUCCGUCACCUUGGAGAGCAUUAACAUUUUUCGACAUUUGUAGAACGUUUAAGAAACCAGCGGCUCUACAGUUUUACAUCGGUGUUAUUUUUCGUCGACGAGAUAUUCCGCUUUUAAGUUUGGAUCGGAAGGUCGCACCAAUGAUACUCCACCACUCUCGUCGGAAUAUCUCGUCAACGGAUCGACGGAAACCAAAAAUGUCAACGCCGACAUUUAUUCUGACUAACGCCCCGUCCGUUUGCGGAGUUUUUAACCACAGGCGAGCAGCAGUUCUGUCCACGAAUUCGGACGUGGGCGACGGGAAACGACGCGGAUACAAAACCGCAGAGCCGCUUGUCCCGCGCGUGUACGAGAAAACGGAAAAAGUCGAACAAUUUCCGGGGUGACGAGAGUGCGCGCCCAUUCAAACGGGUCGCCCGGCGCGGUGUGCCGGGCAGUUACGCGUCGCGAAUCAUGUUACGAACGAAACGAUCGAGCGCACCCCGCGGCAAAACACGCCCGCCGCCACAGUAACGCGUAUCGUUACGCGCAAUGACGAGCCGCCGGACCGCGGUGGCUCGCCUAAUCGUUCCGCGCGGAAUCGGCGCACCGGCCGCAAUAAUCGCGUACCGUCGGACGCUAUUGUAACAGCUGCGCCGGUUAUGCGUCGGCGCGCGUACCGCCGCCGCCGCGGUACGCGGACGCACCGUGCGCCGCGCCGCGCGUUACCGUCGUAACGGUGCGGCGGGCGACAAUGCGCCGCGGCGCGCGAUGGCCGCCGCCACCGUCCAUUGUCGUCGGACGACAAUCGCGGUGAUAUUAUUAUCGUCGCCUCUCCCGCGUUAUUACACCGCCGCCAACAACGACGACGACGACGACGACAACAAUAAUAAUAAUAAUAAUACGUUUUUCUAACACGGCGCAUUACGGAUAUUUUUUUUUUUAUGUAUGUAUAUACAUAUUUUUUUAUUUUUUUUUUCAGUUUUUUCACUUAACGCGCCGCGUUAUAUUGUUAUAACGUAAUACAGUAUUAUCAUUAUUAUUAUAUUGUCCGUCCCGCCGGACGACGAUACCCGCGCACCGUCAUUAUAAUAUCGCGUUAUGACAUUAUUGUCGCGCACCGAUCUCUCCACGGUUUUCCGAAACGAUCGCGCGUUAAACGCGUUCCGUUGCGCGCCGCGGCGGCCAUCGGUCGCAUCGCCGUCGACACACGCAUAAUAUAAUAACAAUAAUAACGACGACGACGACGACGAUAAUAAUAAUAACGAUAAUAACAUUACGUUGUGCGUACACCCGUAUACGGUAUAUUAUCGGUGCGCGUUAUACGUCGCGCACCCGUUAAUACGAUUUACACCUAUUAUUGUGCCGAGCGAGAGCGCGCGCGCGCGUAUACACGCCGCGAGUACGUACGCCGCCGCCGCCGCCGCCGCCCGGGCCCCGUUUAAAUUGGUUUCCGAUGACUGGGCGUUUUUCUACGAUUUCCCCCCGCGCGCGCGCGCACCCCGCCGCCCGCCGGACCGACACCCCGCCCCGCCGUCGGAUUUUCGUCCCGUUCUCACACGCACCGGCGCGUUAUAUUAAUAAUAUUUAUUACCCGUGAACACGCGUACGUACAGAUACGUAUUAUACGGGCCGGUGUGGGCACACAACUGCGUUCAUUAUGUUGUUAUUAAACACCGCCGCGGUUAACUCGGCGUAACGAUACUGUACGUGCGCGCGCGCGCGCGCGCGAACUUUAUUAUUUUAUUUUCUCUCCCGCGGGACGACGGCCAGAACGACAAAAUUAAAAACAGAAAAAAAAAAACUAACCCCGGAAUUAAUGAUAUAAAAAAAAAAACGCGCGCGCCGUCGUAACGCAAUAUCGUAUUAGAUUAGGCGGCGCGGCAGCGGCGUGCGGGUGUUCCGGCGACCGUUGAAUCGACGGUCCCCCCCCCGGUGUGACGCGGCCGCGAAGCGCCUCACCCAAACGUUGAACCGGCUGCGUGUGCAGGAACUUUUCGCGGAGCGGGCCCGGACAUUUGUCGCAAACGAAUGCGCGCGGGGAGAGGGGGAGAAGGGGGCACUAAACGCCUGAAGGCCUAUUCAGCCUCGUCCGCGUACAAUGGAACACCGCCCUUUGAAGAAAAUGCAUUUACAACCGUACGGAGUUACAUUUCAAAAAAAACAUUAAGAGAUCACCGCAUUGUCCGUUGGCAUCGAUCUUACACGUGUUUUCAACGUUUUCGAGACGUUGCUGUCCACACCGGUAAUGCGCACACAGUAAUUCAGUCGAAUAAUGUACGUUUGGCAAACCAUUUGUCGGGCCCGAAAGCGGUAAUCACGACAUUUGAAAUAUGAAUAUUGCUGAUAACAGAGAAAUUGACAAAUACGAUUAUAGAUGUAAUCUAUCUGUAAUCGUGCUGGCAAACGAAAGUAAUUAAUAAUAUAUGUGUGUGUGUGUAGUUCAUAACGGGUAUCAGGCAGGUCGUUCUAGAGAGGCUGUUCCUCUAGACUCUGGAGGAAUUUUAAUCACUGCACCUAGUCGAUUUCCGACCAGCAAGUGGCAACCAUUCGCAACAAUUACGAUUACAUUUCAUGCGGUUGCGAUUUAUAUCGGCACGGAUGUUUGAAUAGGUAUAAAUGGGGUCAAUGAAGGCGAGUCCGGACCCCGUGGACCCCCUCCCCUCCACGUAUAUACGCCGCUGCGUGAAACUGAAUAUCGAAUCGGCUCCAAAUACGAUUUCGACCGGACGGAUCUCAAAAUACAAAGUGCUCUGUCAAUAUAAACGCGAAUGUAGGCAUUCGUUAAAAGGAACAUAAUAUAGACGAUUUAACGAUUUUUCAGGAGAAACAAAAACCUAUUUUUCUCUUAGUAAAUCUGAUUUGCUGUACGCAUAAAUCAUACACAUACCGCGGGUCCCUUUUAACACAUUAUGAGUGUUUCACAUUUAAUUCCAUACAGAACAGGACGGCUUUACGCGUAGGGACAUUUUAACGGAAAAUUACGUGUUUACAUGAGAAGAUAAAUAAUUAUUUACCAUAAAACCGUUUUUUGUCAAACGUGUCACUCGUGUCCGUUUAAACGUAUUGCCAUUCAAGUAGAAAAAGUACGGGACUUCAAUAUUUUUAACGACACAGUGCCUAAUAACUGCUGGGAAUCGUCUAGUCUUUAAUCCGAUAGCGGGUUAGACAGGCACAACCGUCGUAAUUACGCAACUAAACUACUAAUUUCACUGUUUAUAUCGUUAAACGCAGUGCUCGCAGUUCGUCGCAAUUUAUCGCGAUUCGUACCUCUAUAAUUAUGUAUGAAAUUAAUUCGUCGAAAAAAUUAAUAGUGAAAAGGAAGAAUUGAUUUUAAUAGGAAAUAGUUUUAAAUUCACCCGCCAUAAACCUCUCCAAAAUACAUUAAAAAAAAUUCAAUUUAAAUUUUAACGAUUUUGAUGAUCUAUAUAAAAUGCAAUAUUUGUAUUUUAAAUUAUUAUUUCGAACAAUUUUUAUAACCAAUGGAUUCCUAAAAUAAAUACCGCGGGAGCCAACUCAAUAGAUAAAUCUUGGGAUCCAAUUCAAUAGCACCGGAAGCCGCCACGCGCCAUCCCACAGUUGCAAUUUCAGGAGUGUCAUUUUGGUUUUUCGAAAUAGAGGCGCAAACAUAUUCGAAUCGGGCCGAUUUUUUUCUCCUACGGGCUGUUUAUAGUAUCAAUAAUAUUAAAAUUCAGCUGUUUUCACAUCAGCUGUUCACUGUGAAUUUGUUGACAUUAUAAUGAAAUUGAUAGUCAAUAGUCGAUAGUACUAUCUUUAAUCGUAAACCAUGGGUAUCUGCGGCUCCUCGAGAUGCAAUCUGUGGCUCUUUGGAAAAUGCAUCAAUAUUUAGACAUGCUAUAUCCAGAGCUAAACCCGUAAAAUAUAAAUUAAAAUUCCAUUAAAUGCCUACCAAUGGAAUUGCUUACUUGUAGUACAAUAUAUUAGUCCUUUUUUGUAAUAUUAUGAUUUGUUUUUAAAACAUAACCGUCGUGGCUCUUUGAAAAUCACGGUUUUGCAAUUUUUUUUUGAAAAUGGUUUCCGAACCCUGGUAACAGGCGUACUACGAGUAUACGUGCAUACCCUUUGAAAUUUUUUUCCAAACGGCUUAGCGGCGUUGCUGUUAUUUCGCGAUAAGAUACAUUGCGACUGUCGUGCGAAGAAAUUAACCGGCGUGCUGUAUUUCUAAUUUCUAAUUUUUUCCUGUGUACCGUGUACGUCAGCUGUUGGUUUUACUAAGAUGUUUAUUUUUUUUCCCCCUCUUCUUCUAGUCCGUGGACACGUUUUUUCAUAGUAAACUUGCUCCGAUUUUUACGUGUAGCAACUUUACUGAAAGCACUUCAAAUUAUGUAUUAACGAACUACGCUCGGAAUCGUCUUUCGUCAAGCAAUGGUUUAUCGUUCCAACCAUUUCCAAUAACAGCUUUUUUUUUUAUGGCUCUCCGUUAAAGAAAGUUUGAUCACUAUUGGUGUGUACGCGAUCUCCUUGUUCCGAUUCUUCCGCUUCGUGUUUCCGAACGUAUAGGUGUGAACGUUUUCGGUCAAAAUGAACCAUUCCCUUUUCGGCCAGUCUACAAUAACCGUAUUUGGCCGGUUCACUAUUACGGUCACCAAUGUAAGAUUUUUAAAGUUAAAAAAAAAAAAAAAAACUAAUAUAUGUACUAUGCAAUUUACUUAUGUUUCGUUUCUUUUUGAUAUUUACGACGUUUACGCGGUUAAGAAAAAUAUACAAAACAAAUUUAAAACGAAAAAAAAAUAAUUGGACUUAUAAUGUUACUAAUGGAUUCGUAUGGGAUAUAAUUGCAUGUUUUGUAAUGUAAUGUAACACGAUUUUCAAAUUGAACGUAUUCCCCCCGGCGUUGACGACAUCUUAAAUAUUAUAAUCGCUGGCCCGGGUCCGCGGACAUCAAAAUAAUGUGUAGUGAUAUCUAAUAUUGUUCGCGUCAAACAGUUUUCUAAAUAUUUCAUUCCCCUCCCGAUGUGUUGCAGGUUUGGUUCCAGAACCGGCGGGCAAAGUGGCGCAAACAGGAAAAAGUCGGUCCUCAGGCGCACCCGUACAGCGGAGGCGGAAACCCGUACCUGGGUGUGCCGGGUUCCAUGUCGGCGGGCCGGCACAGCCCGUCGGCCGCGACCGCGCUCAGCCCUCUACCGGCCAAUCCGCCGUUCAUGAUGCCGGCCGGCAUAGGUGGACUGGCCGGCAUCGGGGCCGGUAGCUUGGGGAUUGGAAGCAUAGGACUGGGUAACCAUCAUCAUCUGCUACACAGCGGACACCAUCAGCAUCACCAUCACCACCAUCAGCAACAGUUGCAGGCCGCGGCCGCGAUGGCCGCCGCGCUACGAAGUCACCACCACGGCGGCGGUAGUAGGUCGCCGCCGCCGCCGUCUUCGCAGGCCCUUUCCGUGGCCGCGGCCGCGAUCGAGCUCCAGCAGCUCCAGCAACAGCAGCACCGCAGCAACGGGGUCACCAACUUCCGAUAUCCGACCGCGGCGGUGCAACAGCAUCAAAGAUCGCCGCCCGGGUCGGCAACGCCACCGGCGGCCGCGCCCGAAGACGGCGGUUCGCCGCCCGCCACACUGCCGCUCCAGCCGACGCUCUAUCACCCGCCGGCGCAGCCACAGCCGGUGCAGCCGACCACCGCGGCCCAUCACCAUCACCCGUACGCGACGGUCGCUUACCAGCAACAACUCCGCGGCGCUGGCGGCCAAACGUACCAGCACCAUCAACAGCAGCAACACCACUUUAACAGUCUGUUGGCCAACAUGGCCAUGGCCGCGGCGGCUAUGCGCCCCGGCGUCGGCGCGCUGCGCGGUUCGCCGCCACCGCCACCGCACUCGGCGUCCUCCGCCGGCGCGGUGCUGCUGCACACUCCGUUGCCGGCGCCGCUGCCUCCGCCGGCCGCGCUCCCGGUCCCGGCGCACCAUCACCGACAGCCGGUGCCGGUACCGCCGCAUCAGUCCGACUCGUCGGCUACCGGUUCGCCGCCCCCGCCGCCCGCUACCGCGACCGCCAGCGUACGGGGCACGGGCAGCGGGAUGAGUAGCUGCAGCAACGGCAGCAGCCCGGGCGCCGGGUCCGACGCCGGGGACGCGUCGCCGGGACGCGUGGCUGCGGCCGUGGCGGCCGCGGCCGCCGCCGAGCUGGACCGCCGGUCCUCGAGCAUCGCGGCGCUCCGCAUGAAGGCCCGCCGGCACAGGGACGAGCUGCGGUUGAGAAGCGGAGACGAAGCGGCCGCCGCGGUCAACGGCGUCCGCUGUUCGUCUUCGUCGUCGCUGUCGUCGUCCACGUCGGCGGCGUCUUCGUAA
Cinara cedri is the source of this 12414-nucleotide messenger RNA. Lineage: Eukaryota; Metazoa; Arthropoda; Insecta; Hemiptera; Aphididae. The record is from the annotation of a GenBank genome assembly.